AAAGCCAUUGAGAUAACGAAAGCAACUGAUCAAUCCAUCUCAAAAGUUCUAGACUGGUUUAGCAGAAGUUCUAAUUCUGAUGCUAAAAUACCACCCUUUCUACAUCCUGAAGGGAUGCAGUCUGAAGGAAAAUCAGGCUCAAAAUGGCAGAAUAAUAACCCAAUGGAUGAAGAAAAUGCCAUCCCCCAGCAAGAUGGCUUAAAAUCUCCAAUUUUCAUACAAGGCGAAGUAAAGACUGUAGACGGUAGUUAUCCAUUUUGGGUGAAGGGAAAUCCAUUAUCUUUUGAAAAUGGUAAGAACAGUGGAACAGAAAUCAAGAAAUCAGACGGUGUUGUUUUACCUAGACAAGUUGGCACAGGGAAAGGGCAGCCAUCACAAGCAUUCAAAAGUGAAAAUCAAGGAAGUAAAACUACUGUUCUUGGAUUUUUUCCAAGUGAGGGGACAGAAACACAUUCCCUAAACACUGAAUCUCCCUUUAACGUUUUCAAAGGAUUAGAUGCAGACAGCCGAGUCUCAUCCAAAGGAGAGGAUUCCACAUACAAAGAAAAAGGCCAGUUUUUUACUAAUGGAAAAAACAGAGGAAACUCAAAGAUGGGGAUGGACUCUUCUGAGAAUAUUGGUGAACCCAAGAUAAAGUAUAACAUGGAAGCCAAAAGUAGAAGAGUGAAUGAAACUGAUUAUCGUUCAUUUCCAUCAGAAGGAGAGAAUAUCAGGUCACCAAUUCUUAUUGCAGAUGAAGAAUUUAGACAGAAAGAAUCUAAUUUUCCCAAUCAUGGUGGGCUAUCUGCUCCUUGCAAGAAGCCAGAGGAUUUGCAGCAGCAAGAAGAAAGUCAUCUACCUGGGAGCCAAGUGCAAAAGGAGAUAUAUAAAAGAGUGAGUGAUCGGAUAUCCUUCUGGGAAGGAGGAGGAAAGACAACUAAACCGAUUGAUAGAGUACCCAAUUCAACAGAAAACCAGGUACAAGUGACUGCUAAAGUAAGUUGGCCUAUGAAGUCAGUGGAUUUGUCCAUAAAAAAUUUGACUGAAAAUCAGAAUGAGUAUGGCCAAGUCAUUGACAAAAGAGUGGACCUAAAUAAGAAUGGCCAGAUAUCUCAUGCCCCUAGAAUUUAUUCCUCAGUUAACCCUGAAGGGUUCAGGCCCCAAACAAUGGGAACAUCCAGAAAGUAUCCCUCAGUGAACCAACCAGGUAAAAUACCUUUAUUUCAAAAUGAACCUAUCAAACAUCCUGUGACAGAUAAUUUGCAAUCCAAAGGGGGCAUGACUUUUCCAACAUCAAAGCAUGAUUCUCAUGAAAGUAAUGAAACCUACUCCCAUUUGGAAAAUGCCAGAUCUUCUAUGGCCCAACCAAAUCCUUACUUUAAGAUUUGGACCUUAGAGGAAAGGAUGAAUGAAAACCUCCCCAAGCAAAUUAAUGGUCCUUCACAGUUUCAGAAUUUGAAAAAAUUUUGGGACAUGGGAAGUAAUUCAGAGAGUACCAAUAGCAGCACUCAUCAAAGUAGUAAAAAAUCAUUGUCUUUAGAUAGUCAGGAAGACAAGGAAUUUGGUGCAGCAGAGCCAGUAAGAGAAAAAAGUGCCUCUGUAGGACAAGACCUUCUAAGACAAAACAAAGCAUCCUAUGGAGAGGAAAGGAAGCAGGAUUCAAAGCUGAUUCCUUGUACACUUUCAGAUGAAGCUACAUUUCCAUUGAAAUCACCAGCAAAGUCCAUUCAAUUGCCAAGGAAUGUGCCAUCCAAGGAAAAUGUGGAUGAGUCUCUAGAAUGGUUGGUUUCUCCAAAGCUCAAGGAAGAAGAGCAUUUCUCAAGGGAAGAAGUGAAGGAGUCAGUCAUGAAAACAAAUGUUUUGCCUAAAGAAUACCAAGACACUUUUAAUAAAAGUUUAAAUAAACUACUUGAGGGAACUCUGCCACUGACAUUUCAGGCAGCAGGUGAUAAAGAUGGUUCAGGAAAUGGGCAUGAGCUGAAUCUUCCUGAAGAUAAAACACAUAUCCAGGAGACAGACUUGGUUGACUUUGAGGAAAUGUCUGAGUCUCCACAACAGGACACAAAGACAAACACGGUCAGCAUCCUAGACCCAGAAGAGGCUAAAUGUAAACCAGUUAUUCCCAAUCCAGAGAAAUCACUCAAGGAAACACCUGAGCUUCCAGGCUCUCCUAGUCAAGUUGGGUCAGAAACUAUUUCCACUGGGACUAGUUCUUUGUCAAAGCAUAGAAAGUUUUUUGAAACAGUGAUGGAACGGAGUCAUAACAAUUCUUUUUAUAAGAGGGAGGGGGGGAUACCUCUUGAAGAGGUGGGAGAUGCCUCAGAUAAUACUGUGGUCCCCCCCAAAAUAAAAAGUGGUGAUUAUGAAAUAAUUCAAAAGGGGCUAUUGCAGGAAGCUCAUGCUCCUUCUCAUUCAUUACGUCAGGCUGCUGAUCUUAAGGAGUCUUUUGGGGAGGCAACCAACUCUUCCCAAGAGAUGUGCUCUUUCCAUUCUAAUUAUGCUGCCCUCCAGGACAAGAGAAAACCUCCUCAGAAGGAAAUUUCAGAGACUAUAGAAAAAACAGUCCUCCCCAAAAUUGAAUUGAAUGAUUUGAACACUGCGUUAGAGAAACUUCACAGGGAAAUUCAAGAAGAUGUAUUGAAUUCCUCCAGAAAGAGAGGAGAGGGGCAACCAAGAUUCCCUGAGGGGCUGCCAAUAACAUAUAACCAGAUGAACCCUCCAAUUUGGAUGGUAGAAGAGCCAGUGGUUCCCGAUGAAAACUCUGGGAAGUCCCAACCUAUUGACACGGGCUUAAAAGAACCUGGAGAAGAAGCAUUGGGUACAUUUUCUGUACAUUGUCAUGAUUCACCUUACCUGAGCCAUCCUCUUACCCAGCCUGACUCUACAAGUUACCAGAAUUCCAAAGAAUCUCCCCAGGAAAUAUCAGAAACUCUGACAAAAACCAUCAUUCAGUCCAGAGCUGAGCUCAGAGAAUUCAAUAUUGGCUUAGAAAGACUCCUUAGAGAAGCCUCUGAAAGCCCUCCCUUGAAACUGGGAAAUGAUAUAAUGAAGAACCCAGAGGCUGAGUUGGUCAGUGGUUCAGCCCUUCCCAGUCAAUCUUCUGCUUCAGAAAUCCAACACCCAGAUUUCCUUGAAGAAAUCAAGGAAACUAUAGAAAAGUCUUUGGCUCCUUCAAUAGUUGAAAGCGCAUUUGACAUAGGUUUUGAGAACAUCCUUAAGGAAGCCUCUGUAACUUUGCCUACAGUGACAGAAGAAAAGGGAAGUCUCAGUAUUGAGACCUCACCAUCAGGGCAGGAAAAGCUGUCCAGAAAAACACCCCAUUUGUAUUCAUGGAACCCAGGAGAUGCUAAAGUGAAGGUUAAGGGUAAAGUUCUGAAAUCAGAAGACCAGAAGUUCGUUAAAGACAAAGCAGUGUUCAAUGGAGAAGGAGGGCCACAGGUUUCUGAAAGUAGACUAUGUACCCCUGGAGUCGUGCCAGCAAAGAAUGAACUUAAGGAGAGUGACAGAGGAGCUGGUGGCUAUGCACGUGAGGCCACAAGAGAAGACGUUUUUCAGGGCACCAAUGAAGAUUCAUCUGAAAAACACUGUUGGGCCCCAUGCAGGGACCCCAGUGAGUCACUUCCAAGAGAAAAGACAUAUUCUAAAAAAAGCAAGGUUGAACUGUUUCUAGCAACAGCAUAUAAAAGACGAGAAGAAGAAAGAGAAAGCUCCUCUGGUUCAGAUUUUUCAGAUGAAUAUGUUAGUUCUAAUACAGACAGCUGGAGAAGUUCUUCCCGUUCAGAAGAAGACUCAAAUCCUGUUUUGAAAGCUUUGAAAAGGAAUGCUGAUAGGAAAAUGCCUUCCCAAAGCCUAGAGGACAUUCCAUCAGACACAUCAAAUCAAGGCAAAGUAGAUUUUCUGCCAGAAGACUUAGUGCGUAGUACUGAAGAUGAUCAGAAAACAGAUCAGCAACAAGCUACAAAUGAAUACAUACCAGGAAUUUCCACAGUGCCUUCACAUCCUGAUAACCAAUUUGCACAUCCCGAAAAACUCAAAAGGAUGAGCAAGUCUGUUCCAGCAUUCCUCCAAGAUGAGGUGAGUGGAAGUGCAAUGAGUGUCUACAGUGGAGACUUUGGCAAUCUGGAUAUUAAAGGAAGUGUCCAGUUUGCCGUUGAUUAUGUGGAUUCAUUGAUGGAGUUCCAUGUGUUUGUGGCCCAGUGCAAGGACUUAGCAGCAGCAGAUGUUAAAAAACAGCGCUCUGAUCCAUAUGUAAAGAUCUAUUUGUUACCAGACAAAGGCAAAAUGGGCAAGAAGAAAACACUUGUGAUGAAGAAAACCUUGAAUCCUGUGUAUAAUGAGAUACUGCGGUAUAAAAUUGACAAGCAAAGCUUGAAGAAUCAAAAACUGAACCUCUCCGUUUGGCAUCGGGACACAUUCAAACGCAACAGUUUCCUUGGGGAAGUAGAACUUGACCUGGAAACGUGGGACUGGGACGACAAACAGAAUAAACAAUUGAAGUGGUACCCUUUGAACCGCAGGACAGCACCAAUUGCCCUUGAAGCAGAAAACAGAGGUGACAUGAAAUUAGCCCUCCAGUAUGUUCCAGAGCCGUCCUCAGGUAAAAAACUUGCUACAACUGGAGAAGUGCACAUCUGGGUGAAGGAAUGCAUUGACCUACCCCACCUCCGGGGAAACCACCUGAAUUCUUUUGUCAAAUGUACCAUCCUGCCAGAUACAAGUAGGAAAAGUCGUCAGAAGACAAGGGCUGUAGGAAAAACAACCAAUCCUAUCUUCAACCACACAAUGGUCUAUGAUGGUUUUAGGCCUGGAGAUUUAAAAGAAGCCUGUGUAGAGCUGACAGUCUGGGACCACCACAAAUUAACCAAUCAGUUUUUGGGAGGCCUACGGAUAGGCUUUGGAACAGGUAAAAGUUAUGGGACUGAAGUAGACUGGAUGGACUCCACUCCAGCAGAAAUCUCUCUGUGGGAAAGGAUGGUGAACUCACCCAACACUUGGGUUGAAGACAUUCUCCCUCUCCGGAUGCUGCUCAUAGCCAAGCUCACUAAGUAAGGGAUAGCCUCUCUGGGCCCAGGGGCUCCAUGGAAAAACAGUAUCCUCAUUUCCCUGUAUCAGAAAAGUGCAGAACAGGUGGCAUCACUGGAAAUCCUACCACGUGGACAAAUGCCACUGUGUAACCUCUCUUGGCGUCCAGGACAUGUUGAACUGCUAACCUGCAUGUGUCCUCAUUCUCCAAAACCAGAAGGAUUUGAACAGCAAGCAAAUAUUUGAUCAGGAUGUCACUUGAAACUAAAAGAAGCCCCCUAAGUGUGUCAUAUGGUUGCAUGAACUAACAAUGCUGCUUCCGAGGGGAAAUGUGGGGUAGUGUCCAUGCGCUGAUGCUACAGUGCUUGGUCUUUUCUGUAUCUGCCAGGAUGGGCUGCAUUGCCCCUGUGUCUGCUGCUUGAUCAUCAAAUAUUCCCUCAUUGGGAAGGUAAUUAAUUCUUGUUUUUGUUUUAAAAAAAGCAAGUGCAAUGACGAGGACAUUGGUGAUGAGACAAAGGCUUGGCCACACAUGAGAUGGAAAUCUAGUUGUUACUCAUAUUUAAAGGAGGGAUUCUGUGUUCAGUGAUGCUAAAUGUUUUGAUGGGAUAUAUACUAUCUGGGAAACCUUCAUUUUAAGCAUAUUUAUGUGUAUAUGCAUACCCUAUGUGCAUACAUAUAUGCAUAUGGAGGGUCCUUGAGUGUGUAAAAAAAAUCUUAGGAGUAUGGUGGUGCCACCCACUGGACACAAAUGGAAGUUCAGCCAAAGUUUUACUCAAAUAGGUCCUAAAGACAAGUUUUGUAAUAACAGAUGUAAAACACUGAGCCUAGAAGGUUCUAUCCUUCCUGUAACUGGGCUAAGUGAAAGCAAUGUACUUUGGUUUUAGAUAUGCUUAGGAUUAGAACACAAUUGCUAAAUUAUACCAUUCUUGUUUCCUGUGUAUGUGUAAUUUUAAUAAUGUAUUUUAUAAAACCUUUAGUCUUCAAAAUAAAUUAUAAUAUGACUUCAUUUAUAUCUUGCCCAUAGUCACUUAGCUUAUCUUUUUAGUUGAAUUGAAAUCUUUGAUGUUUUCAGUCCCAGAAUUCAAACUCUUUCUCCACUGGGAGUGUGAAACCUAGGCAAGGGAGUUAAGGUGAAAUCCGGUUUGUUACCUAUUGAGUAGGCUUUCCAGAAAGCAUAGUGGAAGGAUUUUCUUGCUUUAGAUUGGGAGAUUGGGGAAUGAGGGGGAAUUAAGAGGGGUAAAAAUAAGGGAGCAAUCAGUGAGGGAAUGGAGAUUUGAGUUUGAACACUGUCAACCAGGAGUUCAGAAUCACUGGGAUGGGGUGAGAUGGGUAUUUUAAAGUGGAAAUGUUACUCAUUGAAGAUGUGUUUAGGGUCAGUUAUCAUUAUUCACAGGGGAUCAUCCUUGGGUGAACUUGUCCCAGGGAGUUUCUCAGGGUGGCUGGCAAUCCAGGGGAAGGAAGAGAUGUGGAGGAUGGUCAGGAAGGGGCAAGGUAAAUCCUCUAUAGAUGUAGGCCGCAAGAAAGGGUGCCUGCCUGGAGCAUGGUGGAAUGGCAAAGAAUAGAGACCCUUUCCUUUGCCCUGGAACCUUCCAUCCUUUGCUCCACAUGUCCCCUAAGAGAAAGUGACAAGGGGCCAGACCAGCUUCCAUGUUCCACAACAGCAUUUCUUUCUCUCUGUGCUCAAGAUUCCCUGCACCUGCCUUAACUGGCACUUCAGGCUGCUAGGGGACAGCCAGCAUGAUUUCCCCUUUUUCAACACAAGGUCACUUCUCCCUCCUCUUGUGCCUGUCAGCCUGAUCUCCUGCCUCCUUCAGUGUAGAGUCUCCGGUGCAAGGAGGAGUGACCUUCCCUCUGACCUUGGACCUCCCAUCUCCUGCUGUACUUGUCCUCUGAAGGAAAAAAAAAGGGAAAGUCAGUGGGAAGGAAGAUUUCCAUGUCCUGCUGCUCCAUCUCCUGCCUAAUCUCCAGUCUUUGCAGGAAAGAGGAGAGAAGGCUUCCCAUCUGACCACAUGUCUUCCAUCUCUUGGUACACUUACUGCCUGGCUGAUCUCCAGCUUCUGACAAGGAGUGGUACUUUCUAUUCAGUGAUGAACUUACGUACACCUAAUUGUACCCUACACAUUCCAGUUAUUCUGAACCUCUGUAGAUUAUCAUCCAAGCCCCAUUCCCCAUCCCUUACCACUCAGUUCCUUAUUCCCAUUAUUUUCUCACACCUCUCAGUUCUCUCCCAGGCUAUGCCCCCCUGCAUUCUUUUCUUUCCUCUAUCUUGACUCCUUGGUGAAAGAGUUCAACUCUGCAGUGUUCUCUCUGCUUGAAUGCAUUGCCCCCUGGUGUCACUAAUUGUGCCCUCCCAAGUUCUUAGAUCAGUCCCACCAUGUGCUGCUUUCAUUCUCACAUACAUGCUGAAGAAAGCUAGAGAAAAUUGCACAGCCAUUCUGACUAGGUCCACUACAAAUCUGUGUGUACAAAUACAAUCUCAGCUGGGUCCUCACUGCUGGUAGGCAAUCAUAUUAUACCUCCUUUAUCGACUCACUGUCCCACUCCCCACAGUGUCUCUUCCAAAGCCUUUUCAUUCCUCCUCAAACCAAAAUUACCAAGGAUCUCCUAACUGCUAAAUCCAAUAACCUUUUCUCAAUCCUCCUCCUUCUUGCUCUGUCUGCAGCUUUUGACCCUGUUAAUCAUCCCCUUCUCCUUGAUAUUCUCUUCUGUCUAUGUUUUCAGGACACUCCUCUCAUGGUUCUCUUCCUACCUAUUUGACUACUCCCAAUCUGUCUCCUUUUCUGGAUCCUCAUCCAGGUCAUGCCUUCUAACCACAGGUGCCCAUCCCACAGGGCUCUGUCCUAGACGCUUUUCUGUUCACCCUUUUUACUGCUCCAUUUGGGGAUCUCAGCUCCUGUGUAUUCAGUUAUCAGCUCUGUGCUGAUCAUUCUCAAAUCCACCUAUCCUGCUCCGGCUGCUCUACUGACCUCCAGUCACAUCUGCAAAUGACUAUUAGACAUCUCAAAAUGGAUGUCUUCUAGACACCUUUAGCUCAACCUAAAACUGAACUCAUCUUUUCCCCAAAGUCCUUCCCCCUUUCAUCUUUCCUAUUUCAAGGGCACUUCCAUUUUCCCAGUCUCAGGCUCACAACCCAGGUGUCAUCAUCAACUCCUCAUGACUUCCCACCCCCCUAUAUCCAAUCUGUUGCCAAAGCCUGCUGAUUUCCCCUUUGCAACAUCUCUUCUACAGGGCCCCCUCUCUGAGAGUGUCACUCCCCCGAUGCAUCCCCUUAUCACCUCACACCUGGACUAUUGCAAUUGCCUACUGAUGAGUCCAUCUGCUUUAAGUCUCUUCCCUCUCCAAUCCAUCCUCUAGUCACCAUAGUGAUUUUCUUAAAGAGUGAUGUAACCAUGUCACUCCCCUCCUCAAAUUCCAGUAAUUUCCUGUUGUCCAUAGUAUCAAAUACAUAAUCUGUUGGCAUUCAAAAACUUUUAUAGCCUCCUCCACUUUUGCAUUCUUCUUAUACCUUACUCCUCACCACAUAUUUUUGUUUUUGUUUUUGUGGGGCAAUGAGGGUGUAAGUGACUUGCCCAGGGUCACCCAGCUGGUAAGUGUCAAGUGUCUGAGGCUGGAUUUGAACUCAGGUCCUCCUGAAUCCAGGGCAGGUGCUUUAUCCACUGCUCCACCUAGCUGCCCCCCUCAGCACAUAUUUUUCAAUCCAAUGACACUGGUUUCCUUUCUUUUGCACAGUUUCACUCUGUCUCUUGGCUCUGGAAAUUUUCCCUGAUUAUUUUUCAUGUCUAGAAUUCUCUCCUUCCUCAGCCUUUUCAACCCUUCUUAAUUCUAGUGCCUUCCCUCUCUCAAUUAUUUCCUAUUUAUCUUGUAUAUAGUUUGUUCAUGUUUAUUCAUUUGUCUUCCCCAUUAAAUUGUGAGUUUCUUGAAGGAAGGGACUGUCUUUACAAACUCUUUGUAACUCCAACACUUAGCCUGGUUACUGUCACAUAAGUACUUGAUAAAUAUUUAUUGACUUGCUGGUUAAUAGACACAGCCUGCUUUGUGGGGCAGUAGAUGACCAGAAAGUGUGCCUUACUGGAGUGAGAUGAAAAGGAGAGAGGAAGUAAUUCUUAUAACUCAAGAAAUAACUAUUUCUUGAGAGGAAAUAACUCUACUUUUUCUCUUAUGCCUCUUCUAGAGUAUAUUGGGGAAUUUUUCUCUCCUCCCCACUCCAUCAUC
This is a messenger RNA of Dromiciops gliroides (monito del monte), 9213 nucleotides long. It is a transcript of the gene SYTL2, whose product is annotated as synaptotagmin like 2. The record is from RefSeq and is a predicted model, not a curated record. Bases 115 to 5028 code for a protein of 1637 amino acids. Gene Ontology annotation, molecular function: small GTPase binding; neurexin family protein binding. NCBI's taxonomy places the organism in Eukaryota, Metazoa, Chordata, Mammalia, Microbiotheria, Microbiotheriidae. Gene Ontology annotation, cellular component: plasma membrane; exocytic vesicle. The transcript is spliced from 12 exons. Gene Ontology annotation, biological process: exocytosis; intracellular protein transport.